Messenger RNA from Annulohypoxylon maeteangense, 2122 nucleotides. RefSeq names its product Vps36-domain-containing protein. The record is from RefSeq and is a predicted model, not a curated record. The transcript is spliced from 3 exons. Gene Ontology annotation, cellular component: ESCRT II complex; late endosome membrane. Gene Ontology annotation, molecular function: ubiquitin binding; phosphatidylinositol-3-phosphate binding. NCBI's taxonomy places the organism in Eukaryota, Fungi, Ascomycota, Sordariomycetes, Xylariales, Hypoxylaceae. Gene Ontology annotation, biological process: protein transport to vacuole involved in ubiquitin-dependent protein catabolic process via the multivesicular body sorting pathway. Bases 137 to 2071 code for a protein of 644 amino acids.
AAUUCAACAUUAAAUUCUCCCAAGAUUCCUUUACUGUCUGCUUAUAUAUAAUCGGAUUCACAGAUAAUAAUUCGGCCUAGCCGGAACUCUUCCUGUAAUCCUGCCUCUUUUUCCUUCAGAUUGAACGAUAUGACGAAUGUUUUUAAAACAAAUCGACCUCACUACCGCCCUCAGGCCGUCCUAUCUACCCGACGAAGUUCUACUCUUCGUCCAGGACAACGUGGGACUCUAUGAGGGAAAAUACAAAUUAGCCAACCAGCAAAAUGGACAAGUCUAUCUGACUUCACAUCGAAUAUGCUAUGUCGAUAAACAGGAGCCUAGAAAGCACUCCGUUGCUCUAGAUCUUAAAGAUGUGGAGAGAUACGAAUUUUAUGCAGGGUUUCUCAAGUCUUCCCCGAAAGUAACUCUCAUUCCAAAACCAGCCAAACGAGGUUCUCUCCAAUCUAGAGCGGCGGCAGCGACAUCUACAGCUUCUCGAAACGGUGGAGCAUCACCUUCACCGGCACCCGAUCCUGGGUUUCGGCUUCCCUCUAACGGCGCGUCCCAGACUAACUUGGCGACAUGGAUAUGUACGAUUUGCAGCUUCCCGAACCCGGUCCCAUCCAACUUCGAUCCAACAACAGCAAAUGCACAUACUCCAUUACCACCGUGCCUAGCAUGUGGUAUCAAACCAGCAUUAACACACAUUCUGAAGGCUUCUAUAUCUAAUGCUACGAGUAGACAAGUGACUUCCUCUGCUCCUACGCACCAGUCACCAUUUGCGCUUCCAUCUCGACCACAGAGCACCAGUCUCGCAGUCAAUGAUAUAGGCGGUCUGGAAGGAGGUGUUCCGCCACCAGAUAGAAGAACUGGUUCGACAACGACAGAUGGCUUUCAAUGUCCACGUUGCACUUUCCUAAACCACCCUUCUCUUCUGUCUUGCGAGAUAUGCGGCGCGCCUCUAAUAUCUCACGAUGUCCCCAUGGCGGCUGUGCCUAAUCAUGCGAGAACAGACUCGCCGGGACCUACACUGAAUGUGGCUAGUGUAGCCGGCCUAGAGAAUCCCGAGAGUGUCAAGGUGUCUUUCCGGGGCGGAGGGGACAAGAUAUUCUAUGAGAGACUGAAAAGUUCCAUGACCCAGCGCAAAUGGCUCUUGCAAGAAGCACCGCCUGUUCCCAGCGGGAGUGCCAAUGAUGUACGCUCCGAUUCGCUAUCGACGUCUGGGCCAGGAACUAGUCGAAAUAAGACUGCCGGAAUCGCAGGACUUGAGAAGAUGGGUCUGGACAGACGCAAGAAUAACGAACUGGUCAUUGGGAGUGCAUUCGAGGACCUUGAAGCUCUGAUGGCUUCCGCUAAAGAAAUUGUAGCGCUUGCAGAGUCAUUUUCUCGACAAGUCAACGGUGGUACCGAAAAGGCAACGUCUGAAGCAAGCGCCCUACUCGCCGAGUCUGCUAGCCAGUUAGGGCUGGUGACUACCAAGGACAUUGUUGGCGGCUCAGGAUCUGAAACACUUUAUUUGUCGGAAUUGUCUAGAAAUCUUGCCGAGUUCUUGACAGACGACGCCAGAGGUGUACUUAAGAAAGCUGGCGGAAUUAUUAGCUUGGUUGAUCUAUGGGCUAUGUUUAAUCGUGCUCGCGGGGGCGUUGAACUUGUUAGUCCUAACGACUUCGAAAAGGCUGCUCGGAUGUGGGGGAAAUUAAGACUACCAGUUCGAUUACGCACUUUCAAGAGUGGAGUGAUGGUCGUCCAGAGUCGUGAUCGGACAGACGGAACUACAAUUAAGGCAUUGCUGGCGUGGCUUCGCGAUCUACAUGAUAUCCCGCCAGAUAGAGAUGUGACCUGGGAUUGGCAGGAGUUCGGUCGCGGCGUUACUGCGCAGGACGCCGCCGAACGAUUUGGAUGGAGCAUUGGUGUUGCCGAAGAGGAGCUCGAGAUGGCCGAGGAAAAAGGCGUCCUCUGCCGCGAAGAUGGUAUCGAAGGGCUUAAGUUCUGGGAGAAUUACAUCGAUACCGGGGAAUAUCGUAACAAGUCGCGGCAGCGCAAUGAUGGAGACAAGAUCAUCGAAGCCUUAAGUUCGGCUGGUCUACUCUAGAUAACACCAUAUAUCAUGCCCAGAUAUGCAAAUUGUUUGUCCAAUGAAGUA